Molecule: messenger RNA, 1911 nt
Organism: Saccharomyces kudriavzevii IFO 1802
Lineage: Eukaryota; Fungi; Ascomycota; Saccharomycetes; Saccharomycetales; Saccharomycetaceae
Gene: SLS1
Product: Sls1p
Exons: 1
Coding region: 1-1911 (636 amino acids)
Cellular component (GO): mitochondrial inner membrane
Source: RefSeq, a predicted model, not a curated record
AUGUGGAAAUUCAAUAAGAAGCUUGUCCGUUUUACUUACCGUCUCUAUUCAGGCUCGGGCCGAAGCUUGCUUCUUCACGGGAAGAAGAAGCUGCCCCAGAACCUAAAAUUCGUUGUCUUGAACCCUGCCCAAUCUGGACUGGUGAAAAAUGAUCAGAACCUGGUGGAACAGAGGCAGUUGGAAAGAAACACCCAUAGGGAACCCGGGAACGACGGCGACGCUGAUUUCGGCUCCAGGCUUCUCGUCUUCGAGAAGCAGAACUCGCUGGACUCGGCACUAAACUCUAUCCGAUUGAAGAAACCGACAAACGCCAGCUUGCCCCAACUCGAAUACAACGCCCUUCUCCAAUCGCUCACCUCAAGUUACAACCGCUACCAACUGCGCGAGUUCAUCUCCUCUCACCACCCCGACUCCCCAUUGCAUCUAACGCACUGGAAGAAAAGCAAACUGUCCCAGUACAUCAUCGAAAAAAUCUGGAACUGCCAACCAAUUUCAACGCCCACGGGCAUCAAAUCUACGUCUUUGACCUUUCAGUUCGAUUCCCCCAGGGAAAUCUUCCUUUUGCUCAUCACUCAAAGCGGGAAAAUCCUGUCAAACUUCAAUAAGCUCGGGUUGACCUUCAUCAUCUCCAUCCAGGACAACGAAUUGACCAUCAAGGGCUCGCCCAGCCUGCUCAAAUACGUGGAAAUAUCCCUGAACAAAAUAUGGUCAAACAUUACCCACGAAAACGUGCCCGCAUAUUCCCCCAUGCCGUCAAAAGACCUGAUCAACCUCAUCCAGAAGGAGACCCACACUUUUUUCGAGUACCUCCCGGAUUCGCAGACGUACAAGAUCUCAGCCCUCAGCACCAAGAAAAUAUCCAUGGCCAAAGUCUUUUUGUUAAACGCCAUUGUCGCCAACCCGCACACAGCCCAACACCACAACGCAAUAGUCUCUCCGGCAGCCAAGUUGGAGCCUUACCCAUUCAACAACACUUUAGAGAACUUGGACUGGCUGAACAAGUCUCGAGACUGGACAAGAUUACAAUCGACCGCCCCUGGAAGUUGCACAGACCUGACAACUCACACCACCGUUCCACAACUGACAGAUGCGCAACUCAGCGAAUACGAAACUUUCUUGUCCGCAGACGCGCCCUCCCUUUCCGCUUCCAACUCAAUCUCCCAAUGCUUGUCAAUAACACUGGGCUAUUCCUUACAAUCGGCCUCGUCUCCCAGCAUCUUCCAACCUCUAAUACACAAGAGUUUUAUUUCAAAACUAUUGAACCUCCCGAUUCACAAAGAGUCGCAGUCCUCGCCGCCCGUUUCUCUUGACCGGCACCUGAUGACAAACGCUCACCAGUCUUUUGUACAGUUGAAUUUUACUCCUGUGCCGCCCUCUUCGAACUUGUCAUCUUCGCCCCCCUUUUUGCAAAUUUGGCUCGAAAUUGACGAAUUCGAUAACAUCAUCACCACUUCGAUGAGGCCUCUUCUGAAGAUGCAGGAAAACUCCAUCGUUUUACAAACUCCGCAACGCCAAAUAGACUACAAAAUCACGUCCGAUUACAUUCAGGACCUUCUGCCCGAUUUUGACCAGACCCACCCGGAUGCCUGGUUAUCUAAACAGAAGGGCCUCCAGGAAUUCCUCAUGAAUUCUCACUGGAAGCUAAACAAGUACCAAAACGUCUUGAAAAAAAUCACAAUUAAUUUGCCGGAUAACCGAGUACAGCAAUACCAGUUGACAGACGUUCUGAACCAUCGUGUCUUAAGUCUGCAAUUCCCCGCCAACGGUGCCCACGAUAAAUACGUCAUCCAAUAUUCUGACAUUAGCCGCGGCUUUUUGAAUAAUGGCUCCUACAAACAAUUGGAUUUCAUUAACGUGAAUCCAAGCGAAACGCCAUUGAAAACCUUCAUUAACGACGUUUUGAACUUUUAA